AUGGCCAACGUUUUGCAAAACCCUGCACAGUGCAUCUGCUUCUCAUCAGCUCCCACAAAUGGCAAAAUUAACAGAUUAUUUCGUGGCUCCAGUUCGAGUUCGAGUUCGAGUUCGAGUUCGAACUCUCUCAUGGCCACCAGAAUUAGGAUUAUGGCUGUGGAGGCAAAAAAAACAGAGGACAUUAAAAAUCCAUCCUCUGCUGCUGAUGAAAUUACCAAGAAAUAUGGCCUUGAAGUUGGGCUCUGGAAGAUAUUCUCGUCAAAAGAAACAAACGAAGAAAGCAAAGAUACGACCAAGUCGAAAGGAGACCAAGCAAAGGAACUCCUAGCAAAAUACGGAGGCGCCUACUUAGCAACCUCCAUAACCCUUUCCUUGAUAUCCUUUGGGCUAUGCUAUUUUCUAGUAAGUGCCGGUGUAGACGUGCCGGCAUUGCUGCACAAGGUUGGGAUCUCGACUGACGAGACAGGUGAAAAGGUCGGGACUUUUGCAUUGGCUUAUGCUGCCCAUAAGGCAGCCUCGCCUAUUAGGUUUCCACCCACUGUGGCCCUUACACCGAUCGUUGCUAGUUGGAUCGGGAAGAAAGUCGAGCAGGAAAAAGUAUAA
Messenger RNA from Striga hermonthica, 603 nucleotides. The record is from the annotation of a GenBank genome assembly. NCBI's taxonomy places the organism in Eukaryota, Viridiplantae, Streptophyta, Magnoliopsida, Lamiales, Orobanchaceae.